This is a messenger RNA of Dendrobium catenatum, 1523 nucleotides long. RefSeq names its product arogenate dehydratase/prephenate dehydratase 6, chloroplastic. Gene Ontology annotation, biological process: L-phenylalanine biosynthetic process. The coding region runs from base 153 to 1310 and encodes 385 amino acids. Gene Ontology annotation, cellular component: cytoplasm; chloroplast. The transcript has a single exon. The record is from RefSeq and is a predicted model, not a curated record. Lineage: Eukaryota; Viridiplantae; Streptophyta; Magnoliopsida; Asparagales; Orchidaceae. Gene Ontology annotation, molecular function: arogenate dehydratase activity; prephenate dehydratase activity.
CUCCCACCUACCUCCUCUUCCGCCUUGCUAUAAACCAAACCACUAAUCCCCUGAUUUUCUCAGCUAGGGAUCGGACGCUAGUGUUCUCGAUCUCUAGUGCUCUCGAUCUCUAAGCUGUUAUAGUUAAAAAACCCUAAUUUAAUCUCCACUUCAUGGCAAUAGGUACUCUAUCUCACACCUCUCCCGUCGCCGCCAGCGGCUCCGCCGCUGGCAGCAGGAAACCGCUUACAAUUUACGUUAGGGCUAAUCUAAAACAGCAUAGAAAGGGCAAAGAGGCUAAUUGCCCCUUAAGCUCUUCCACUAUGCAUACAGCAGAGGUGCUCGCGUCUCGUCUCGGCCUUGACAUAGCAGUCGCCGAACUAGAGCGCCUCUUCUCACAGCCCGGCGCCGAUCCGCCGGACUACGGAUUGAACGGCGGCCACCGCCGUCCAAUCCGCGUGGCCUACCAGGGCGUCCGUGGUUCCUACUGCCAUGAGGCCGCCACGACCUCGUUCCCCUCCGCCGCCGCCGUCGAGGCCUUCCCCUCAGGAUUUUGGAUGGAGGACGCCUUCUCCACCCUUGAAUCCGGCUCUGCCGACCGCGCCAUCAUACCUGCCGAAAACUCCUUAGAUGGUCCCAUCGACCGUAACCUCGAUCUUCUAUUACGUCAUCCCGCAAUCCGGAUCACCGGAGAACUCGUCGUACCCGUUAACCACUGCCUCCUAGCUGCCCCUGGCGUCGAGAUCUCCGACCUACGCCGUAUCGUCAGCCACCCGCAGGCUCUAGGUCACUGCGAGCGACGACUCCAAUCUCUUGAUCUUGAAGUAGAAGAGGUUGACGACGCCGCCGAGGCGGCGCGCGCGGUGGCGGAGGACCGGAUCCGUGAUACGGCCGUGAUCGGAAGCAGGAUCGCGGCUAAGGAGUUCGGACUUCGGAUCAUGGAACAGAGCUUCCAUGACGAGGGAGGUAACUAUAACCGCUUCCUCCAGCUGGGAGUGGGCGAUGGGCCCCUUCACUGCGGUGAGAAGCGGAAGACGACGGUGGCGUUCUCGCUGGAGAAGGGAGUGUCAGGUUUGUUCCGGGCGCUGUGGGUCUUCGAGAGCCGGGGGAUCCGGGUCACGAAAGUCGACCACCGGCCUAAUAGAGCGAAUCCGGUCCGUUUGGUGAGUCGGGCCGGGGGCGGGGAGUUGGCUCAGAUGGAUUACGUAUUUGUGGUGGAUGUGGAAGGCGGCGAGUCGGACAGUCGCGUGGCGGCGGCGGUGGCGGCGUUGGGCGAGAUUUCAGGGUUCGUGCGGGUGCUUGGGAGCUAUGCGUGCACGUGCGGUGCUUGAAGGAGGAUGAUGUGCAAAUAACAGGAUUAAUUGUUAAUAUCAGAAUUUACUUAAUUACUUUAGAAAUCAAAGUCAUAAUAAGGAUUUUCAUUUUUUAACCCUUUGUUCAAACCAUUUGAGCUGAAGAGAGCAGCAGCUCAAAAACCGAAUGUUGUUUGUUGUUUUUUGAAGCAAAUUGCUUUGAGAAACUUUUAUGAAGUGGAUAUUUUUCUA